Messenger RNA from Sycon ciliatum, 1718 nucleotides. RefSeq lists its product as uncharacterized. NCBI's taxonomy places the organism in Eukaryota, Metazoa, Porifera, Calcarea, Leucosolenida, Sycettidae. The annotation marks the transcript as partial. The transcript has a single exon. The record is from RefSeq and is a predicted model, not a curated record.
AAACCAGCACCUUCACCACAGCAGCACCAGCAGAACCCAGGAUCGCCACUACCCCAGCAGCAGCGGCCAGCACCGCCACUACCCCAGCAGCAGCGGCAAGCACCGCCACAACCCCAGCAGCAGCGGCAAGCACCUCCGCCACUACGGGAUCGGCAACCAGCACCUUCACCACAGCAGCACCAGCAGAACCCAGGAUCGCCACUACCCCAGCAGCAGCGGCCAGCACCGCCACUACCCCAGCAGCAGCGGCAAACACCUCCGCCACUACGGGAGUGGCAACCAGCGCCUUCACCACAGCAGCACCGGCAGAACCCAGGAUCGCCACUACCCCAGCAGCAGCGGCCAGCAUCGCCACUACCCCAGCAGCAGCGGCAAGCACCGCCACUACCCCAGCACCAGCGGCAAGCACCUCCGCCACUACGGGAGUGGCAACCAGCACCUUCACCACAGCAGCACCAGCAGAACCCAGGAUCGCCACUACCCCAGCAGCAGCGGCCAGCACCGCCACUACCCCAGCAGCAGCGGCAAGCACCUCCGCCACAACGGGAGUGGCAACCAGCACCUUCACCACAGCAGCACCGGCAGAACCCAGAAUCGCCAAUACCCCAGCAGCAGCGGCAAGCACCGCCACUACCCCAGCACCAGCGGCAAGCACCUCCGCCACUACGGGAGUGGCAACCAGCACCUUCACCACAGCAGCACCAGCAGAACCCAGGAUCGCCACUACCCCAGCAGCAGCGGCCAGCACCGCCACUACCCCAGCAGCAGCGGCCAGCACCGCCACUACCCCAGCAGCAGCGGCAAGCACCGCCACUACCCCAGCAGCAGCGGCCAGCACCUCCGCCACUACGGGAGUGGCAACCAGCACCUUCACCACAGCAGCACCAGCAGAACCCAGGAUCGCCACUUCCCCAGCAACAGCGGCAAGCACCGCCACUACCCCAGCCGCAGCGGCAAGCACCUCCGCCACUACGGGAGUGGCAACCAGCACCUUCACCACAGCAGCACCAGCAGAACCCAGGAUCACCACUACCCCAGCAGCAGCGGCCAGCACCGCCACUACCCCAGCAGCAGCGGCAAGCACCGCCACUACCCCAGCACCAUCGGCAAGCACCUCCGCCACUACGGGAGUGGCAUCCAGCACCUUCACCACAGCAGCACCAGCAGAACCCAGGAUCGCCACUACCCCAGCAGCAGCGGCCAGCACCGCCACUACCCCAGCAGCAGCGGCAAGCACCUCCGCCACUACAGGAGUGGCAACCAGCACCUUCACCACAGCAGCACCAGCAGAACACAGGAUCGCCACUACCCCAGCAGCAGCGGCCAGCACCGCCACUACCCGAGCAGCAGCGGCAAGCACCGCCACUACCCCAGCAGCAGCGGCAAGCACCUCCACCACUACGGGAGUGGCAACCAGCACCUUCACCACAGCAGCACCAGCAGAACCCAGCACCGCCACCACCCCAGCAGCAGCGGCCAGCACCGCCACCACCCCAGCAGCAGCGGCAAGCACCGCCACUACCCCAGCAGCAGCGGCCAGCACCUCCGCCACUACGGGGGUGGCACCCAGCACCUUCACCACAGCAGCGUCAGCAGAACCCAGGAUCGCUAUCACAUUAGCAGUAUCGCCCAGCACCGCCACUACCCCAGCAGAAUCAGCCAGAACCGGCACCACCACAACCGGAGCGGCACCCUGCACCUCCACCACAGCACCACAG